This is a messenger RNA of Spodoptera litura, 1553 nucleotides long. Its product is annotated as ER GDP-fucose transporter. Gene Ontology annotation, biological process: UDP-N-acetylglucosamine transmembrane transport. Gene Ontology annotation, cellular component: endoplasmic reticulum membrane; Golgi membrane. The record is from RefSeq and is a predicted model, not a curated record. Gene Ontology annotation, molecular function: UDP-xylose transmembrane transporter activity; UDP-N-acetylglucosamine transmembrane transporter activity. Lineage: Eukaryota; Metazoa; Arthropoda; Insecta; Lepidoptera; Noctuidae.
CUACAAUCACUGGUUGAUUACGCACACAUUGGCGGCCCGGUUCGCUCCGUUGUCAAACGUGUCUGACAUUUUGUAGUAAAUAAUGCUGCAAUUGAAGUGAUUAUAUCGUGUUUGUGAUAGUGAAAAGAAAUAAAUAUCCAAAAUGAACGUCAAGGCGGCUUUGGCCAUUACUAUGGUCUUUGUGGGAUGUUGUUCCAACGUAGUGUUUUUAGAAAUGGUUGUAAAAGAAGACCCGGGUGCGGGUAAUUUAGCAACAUUCCUACAAUUUUUAUUCAUCGCUACAAUGGGAUUUAUAACAGUUGGAAAAUUCGGCACAGCGAAAAGAAACAUUCCAUUCAAACAAUAUUUAUUACUAGUUGGAUUUUUCUGGACGAGUAGCGUUGCGAACAAUUAUGCAUUCGACUUCAACAUAUCGAUGCCUUUGCACAUGAUAUUCAGAGCUGGGUCGUUGAUGGCGAACAUGGCUAUGGGUGUAUGGAUCUUAAAGAAGAGCUACCCACCAUUGAAGUACCUGGCCAUCUUUAUGAUAUCAGCUGGUAUAGCUUUAUGUACUAUAGUAUCCAGCGGCGAUGUGAAAGCACCUAGGGAAACUCACGAAGAUGCAGCUGAGGAAGAGAGACUAAAGUUCAUUGACUGGCUCUGGUGGUGUCUAGGAAUAGCUAUCCUAACCUUCGCCCUGUUCGUAUCAGCUCGUAUGGGAAUCUUUCAAGAAUCACUAUACUCAAAGUACGGAAAGCAUCCAUGGGAGGCAUUGUAUUACACGCACUUACUACCAUUAGUAUUCUGGUUGCCAACAGCCUCAAAUCUUAUUGGACACGUCAAAAUCGCCACAGAAACGCCUAUAGUAGAAUUCCUUGGCUUUGAAUUUCCAAGACAAGUUUUGUGGUUAAUCCUCUAUGUCUUAACUCAGGGAUUAUGCAUCAGCGCUGUUUACGUAUUAACAACUGAAUGUGCGUCUUUGAUCGUGACCUUGACAGUGACAUUAAGGAAGUUUGUGUCGCUUCUCUUCUCCAUCGUUUACUUCAGAAACCCAUUCACUCUUGGACAUUGGAUUGGUACUCUCCUAGUCUUUAUUGGUACCAUGAUCUUCACUGAGCUCCUACAGAAGACGGUAGCAUUGUUCGUACCAUCGAAAGUCGAGAAGAAGAAGAAGAAAUAAUACGCAAUGUGUUUUAGAUAAUCAGACUGUAUGGAAUAGAGUGAUUGAUUUCGUGGUGAGAAUAGUCCCUGCAAGAGCUGGUCCCUUCUAGAUUAAUAAUAAUAGUGGUUUCUUCUAUUAUAAUAGUGCUUAAUCAAACUUUUUACCAUAGACGUGUCUCUCAGCUCACCUUGCUAAGUAUCAAACACAGUGCUACUCAAAAAUGCAAAUACUAGUGAUAAAAACAAGUUCGAGAUGUGCACACCGUUAUUCUACAGUUAUAAAAAUAGCAACUCUAUAGUGAUAUGAUUGUAAUCAAUUGUCAUGGACGCUAUAUUCAAUUGUUUGAAGUGCUAUCGUAAGGUUGCCGGUAGUUAUUCAGUUAGAUGUUACAUACUAAAUUCAUAAGAUAAAA